This is a messenger RNA of Calliphora vicina (urban bluebottle blowfly), 843 nucleotides long. RefSeq names its product large ribosomal subunit protein mL62. NCBI's taxonomy places the organism in Eukaryota, Metazoa, Arthropoda, Insecta, Diptera, Calliphoridae. Gene Ontology annotation, cellular component: mitochondrial large ribosomal subunit. The transcript is spliced from 4 exons. The record is from RefSeq and is a predicted model, not a curated record. Bases 101 to 715 code for a protein of 204 amino acids. Gene Ontology annotation, biological process: mitochondrial translational termination. Gene Ontology annotation, molecular function: translation release factor activity, codon nonspecific; peptidyl-tRNA hydrolase activity.
AUAAAUCUUACAGCUGUUCGUUUUGACUAGUGUUACGAAAACGUAGAACGUUUUUCGCUUUUAUUAUUUAAUUUUCUUGAAAAUUUGAGUAAUUUCUGAAAUGAACAAGAUCUGUAGGAGUUUUAUUUCGGUGCUAAGUCACUCCAACUUGGAAAAAACCUAUACAUCAGCUGCCGUACUGGGACGAAAUUUGUCUUUUAAAAGUGAUUUAUCUCUGGACAAGAUAUACCCCAAGAGUCGCUUGCAACUUUACACACCACCACCGCCUGCCAGCAAGGAUGACAAAUUUUCCGGCUUUAUACCCAUAAACAAAUUGCAAAUCACCUACAGCCGCAGUUCGGGACCCGGUGGUCAACAUGUGAAUACUGUGAACACCAAAGUAGAUGUACGCUUUAAAUUAACUGAGGCGGAUUGGAUACCAGAGAAAACUAGAACAAAAUUAUUAAAUGGUUUAGAAAAUAAGAUCACCAAAGAGGGUUACUAUGUAAUCAAAAGUGAUUUAACUCGUUCCCAGCAAAUGAAUUUAGCUGAUGCUUUAGAAAAAUUGAGAACUGUCAUAAGAGACUUCGAAUAUGAGGCUGCUCCUACAUCAGAAGAAACAUUGGAAAAAAUUAGGAAAAGGCAAGAAAAAGCUGCCCGUGAACGUCUAUUUGUUAAACGUCAACGUUCACAAGUCAAAGCUGAUCGUCAAGGACCCUCAGGAGUUGAUUUUUAAAACCAACUGCAUAUUAUAGUCAUGUAAAAUACAAAGUAUAAUUAAAACAACAAUAAAUUCUUUAAUUUUACAAAAUUUUUGUUCAAAUUUUAUCUGUUAAAUAAAUCUAUUUAAAAACACAAACACAA